CACUAAGCCAAAAUGUCCUCUCGGUUUCUCUCUGGAGGUUUUACAAAAAGUUCUGUAUUUUCAUCGUACUCUUAUACGUCUUCUAUCACUAGUUCGUAUACUCGUUAUGAUACUGUUCGCUCCCCCUUUCUUUCAUGUCGUCACUUGGCAGGACUCUCUACUUCGAAACCAGUGAACAAGGUUGCUCUUAAGCGUAAGGUGACCCAGAAUAUUCUCAAGAAUAUGCCUGCUCUCCCCCAAAUUGUUCCUCCAGUCAAGCCAGGAAACUCCUACUCUUUCUUUGUAAAGAGUAAUGCAGAGACUUUCAAGGACUGUCCACCUGAGCUUAGUGCUAAAAAGGUUGUGUGGGCCUCGAAGAAAAUAGCCGAGAUGUGGCACAAUACAUCUCCAAGCGCAAAAAAGUUGUACUUCGACAAGGCUUCUGUUGCUCUCGAAAAGUACAAGAAGGACUAUGCUGAGUAUCUCAAAAAGCUUACUCCGGCUCAUCAUACUCUUAUUCGCAAGAUCAAUGUAAUGCGCAAGGCUCUUGGUAAAAAAGUCCAAAAGCCUCCAGUUAACGUGCAUCUUCCAAAACGCCCAACCUCUGCUAUGUUCUGCUUUAUGCGUGAUGCUGGGGCUCUCCCUCACUCCAAGCUUGCUGAUCUGAUUGGCGAAAAUGCCACAUCGACACUGGUAAAGCGUACUUCUGCUCUGAGCAAGGUGUGGAAUGGAAUGAGCUCUGGGGAUCGUGAAAAAUAUACCGACGAGUACAAGAGAGCAUAUGAACAAUGGUUUAAGGAAAAUGCAAAGUACUUGGCCAACACCAAAGAAUCGACUCAAACUAUCACCGAUAUGAUGGCUGCUUUGACCAAAAAUGCCCGUGCACAGGUUAUGCCUAAAAAAAAGCUUGUCAAGAAAGUAAAAAAGAUUGUUAAAAAGGUUGUCAAGAGAAAGCUUGUUGUGAAAAAGUCUACAAAGAAGCUAGUUGCUAAAAGGACUGUCAAGAAGAGCGCUAAGAAGCCAGCUGCCAAAAAGACUACCGCCAAGAAGACUGCUGCCAAGAAGACUGUUAAAAAGACUGUUAAAAAGAGCGCCAAGAAGCCAGCUGCCAAGAAGGUCGCUAAACGCAAGGCUUAGGCAUAUGGUGGGAUGGUAGAUGAACAGAUAUAAAUAUGUUUUGAACACUUGGCAGGAAUAAAUUGAUCUUAUGCUAAAGAUUCAAACAUUUUGCAGUCAUCUCCAUAUAAAAUGGAACAUCUUUGUAUUUAUUUUGCAGUAAUUGUUUUGAAAUGAACAGCAAUUAUAAAUGCUC
This is a messenger RNA of Batrachochytrium dendrobatidis JAM81, 1291 nucleotides long. RefSeq lists its product as uncharacterized. Gene Ontology annotation, molecular function: DNA binding, bending. The coding region runs from base 13 to 1116 and encodes 367 amino acids. The transcript is spliced from 3 exons. The record is from RefSeq and is a predicted model, not a curated record. NCBI's taxonomy places the organism in Eukaryota, Fungi, Chytridiomycota, Chytridiomycetes, Rhizophydiales.